Nanorana parkeri is the source of this 1631-nucleotide messenger RNA. RefSeq names its product zinc finger protein 420-like. The record is from RefSeq and is a predicted model, not a curated record. The transcript has a single exon. NCBI's taxonomy places the organism in Eukaryota, Metazoa, Chordata, Amphibia, Anura, Dicroglossidae. The coding region runs from base 102 to 1631 and encodes 509 amino acids.
GGGAUGGUGCCGGAAUUCAGGGGAAGAACACAUUUUCCUGUUCUGAGUGUGGGGAAGGUUUUAGCUCUGAAUCAACUCUUUGUGUUCAUCUGAGUUCUCACAUGGGUGACAAGUUUCUUUACUGUUAUGAGUGUGGGAAAUGUUUUCUUCGUAAAUCAGACCUUGUCACACAUUACAGAUCUCACACACGGGAGAAACCAUAUUCCUGCCCUGAGUGUGGGAGAAGCUUUGCACAAAAGUGUGAUCUUAUCCAACAUCAGAGAUCACACACGGGGGAGAAGCCGUAUUCCUGCCCUGAGUGUGGGAGAAGUUUUGCACAAAAGUGUGAUCUUAUCCAACAUCAGAGAUCACACACGGGGGAGAAGCCGUAUUCCUGCCCUGAGUGCGGGAAAGGUUUUUCAAAAAAGUGCCUACUUACCCAACAUGAGAGAAUGCACACAGGGGAGAAGCCAUAUUCCUGCAUAGAGUGCGGGAAAGGUUUUACAAGUAAGUGCGCUCUUACCACGCAUCAGAGAUCACACACAGGCGAGAAACCUUAUUCCUGCCCUGAUUGUGGUAAAUGUUUUACAUCAAUCACCUCUCUUAACACACAUAAGAGGUUACACACAGGAGAGAGACCAUAUUCCUGCUCUGAGUGUGGGAAAUGUUUUAUAUCAAUCACCUCUCUUAACACACAUAAGAGAUUACACACAGGCGAACAACCAUAUUCCUGCGCUGAGUGCGGGAAAAGUUUUACAUCAAUCACCUAUCUUAACAUACAUAAGAGAUUACACACGGGUGAGAAACCAUAUUCCUGUGCUGAGUGCAGGAAAUGUUUUACAGAAAUUUUCCAUUUUAACACACAUAUGAGAUUACACACAGGCCUGAAUCCAUAUUCCUGCUCCGAGUGCGGGAGAGGUUUUUCAAAAAAGUGCCUACUCACCCAACAUGAGAGAAUGCACACGGGGGAGAAGCCAUUUUCCUGCUCUGAGUGCGGGAAAGCUUUUUCAAGUAAGUGCACUCUUACCACACAUCAGAGAUCACACACAGGCGUGAAACCAUAUUCCUGCCCUGAGUGUGGGAAAAGUUUUACAUCAAUCACCUCUCUUAACACACAUAAGAGGUUACACACAGGCGAGAAACCAUAUUACUGCUCUGAGUGUGGGAAAUGUUUUAGGUCAAGCUCCCAAUUUAACACACAUAUGAAAGUACACACGGGCGAGAAACCAUAUUGCUGCUCUGAGUGCGGGAAAAGUUUUACAGGAAGCUCCCAAUUUAACACACAUAUGAGAGUACACACAGGUGAGAAACCAUAUUGCUGCUCUGAGUGCGGAAAAUGUUUUACAGCAAACUCCCAAUUUAACACACAUAUGAAAGUACACACGGGCGAGCAACCAUAUUCCUGCUCUGUGUGCGGGAAAAGUUUUGCAGCAAGCUCCCAAUUUAACACACAUAUGAGAAUACACACGGGCGAGAAACCAUAUUGCUGCUGUGAGUGCGGUAAAUGUUUUUCAGCAAGGACCUCUCUUAAUACACAUAUGAGAGUACACACAGGCGAGAAGCCAUAUUCCUGCCCCAAGUGCGGGAGAGGUUUUUCACGGAAAGCCUAUGUUUCCAGUCAUCAUUGUUUGCACACGGGGGAGAAGCUGUAG